UUUUUAUUUCCUGGUAGUCACCUUCAGCACAUGGAACCAGGGAAUGAUACACGAAUUUCAGAAUUUGUUCUCCUUGGAUUAUCAAAGGAACAAGAAUUGCAACCUCUCAUAUUUGGCCUUUUCCUUUCCAUGUACCUGAUCACUGUGUUUGGAAACCUGCUCAUCAUUCUGGCCAUCAGCCUAGACCCUCACCUCCACACACCCAUGUACUUCUUCCUCUCCAACUUGUCCUUUGCAGAUGUCUGUUUUAUCUCUACCACCAUCCCAAAGAUUCUACAGAAUAUAAGGACACAGAGCAAAGUAAUAACCUAUGAAGGCUGCAUCACCCAGAUGUAUCUUUUCAUACUUUUUGCAACAUUGGACAUGUUCCUCUUGACUGUCAUGGCCUAUGACCGCUUCGUGGCCAUCUGUCACCCCCUCCACUACACAUUCAUCAUGAAACUCUGGCUCUGUGGACUGUUAGUUCUGGUGUCCUGGAUCAUGAGUGCUCUGAAUUCCUUGAUACAAAGUGUAAUGGUGUUGUGGCUGACCUUCUGUACAAACCUGGAAAUCCCCCACUUUUUCUGUGAAAUUAAUCAGGUGGUUCAACUUGCCUGUUCUGACACCUUUCUUAAUGAGAUGUUGAUGUAUUUUGCAUCUGGGGUGUAUGGUGGCAUUUCCCUCACUGGAAUUCUAUAUUCAUAUUCUAAGAUAGUUUCCUCUAUACUAAGAACUUCAUCAGCUCAGGGAAAGUAUAAAGCAUUUUCCACCUGUGCAUCUCACCUCUCAGUGGUCUCCUUAUUUUAUUGUACAGUCUUGGGAGUGUAUCUUAGCUCUGCUGCUACUCACAGCUCACAGUCAAGUGCAACAGCCUCAAUGAUGUACACCGUGGUCACACCCAUGCUGAACCCCUUCAUCUACAGUCUGAGGAACAAAGACAUAAAGAGUGCUUUGAAAAGAAUCAUUGGGAUGGCAUUUACAUAG
Molecule: messenger RNA, 963 nt
Organism: Hippopotamus amphibius kiboko
Lineage: Eukaryota; Metazoa; Chordata; Mammalia; Artiodactyla; Hippopotamidae
Product: olfactory receptor 7A17-like
Exons: 1
Coding region: 31-963 (310 amino acids)
Biological process (GO): G protein-coupled receptor signaling pathway
Cellular component (GO): membrane
Molecular function (GO): olfactory receptor activity; G protein-coupled receptor activity
Source: RefSeq, a predicted model, not a curated record